AUCUAAUUUGUUCAAAUUUUAUUAGUCGGCUAUGAAAACAUCAUCACUAUGUCAUGGCCUUCAGAAAUAAAAAGCAAUAUUAAUAACAAGGGAGGUGCAAACAAGGCUUGUGCUGCUUGCAAAUUCCAAAGACGAAGGUGCACUAAGGAUUGCAUUCUCUCCCCUUAUUUCCCAUCAGAUAAACCUACAACAUUCACCAACGCACAUCGUUUGUUUGGUGUUUGCAACAUGACGAGGAUUCUCAGCAAGAUCAAACCAGAACAGCGGGAUGAGUGCAUGAAAUCAAUUAUAUUCGAGUCCGAUAUGCGUGCACAGUUUCCAGUAGAGGGUUGUUUAGGUAUCAUUCGUCGCUAUAAAGAUGAUCUAGCCAAGGUCAAUGCCGAGUUACACUAUGUGCAGAGGUGGAUCGCUUAUUUCAAACAACAAGAACAAUACCACCUACAGCAACAGCAGCAACAACAACAAUAUCUUUCUCUACCAUUAAUUCUGACACCAGAUCAGCCAUACAAUCAAAGGAAAGAUGACUGCACCAACAUUGUUGCUCUUCCCGGUAUUGGUGUUGGUGUUGGUGUUAAUGAUAAUAAUGUUCAGAAAGAAAAUUCCAAUGAAAAACUCGAUUCGAAACUUGGAGCAUUGUCGAUGUGCGAACAAUUUGUGGAUUUAAAACCGUCAAAAGAUAAAUUAGGUGAAUGCAGUGCUUAUUCUUGUCAGCAAGUUGAAAAUCAAGUUCAUGCAAAUCAGAUGGAUCUGGAGUCUGAUCGGAGACUAUUAAAGUUUUCUCCACAAAACAAUACUAUUGACUACAAACACAAGGAUGGAGUUUCAAUGGUAAACAUCUUGCAUGAAGGGAAACAACAUCGUAUGGACAAAGAACGUGAUCUUUCAAUGGUAAACAUCUUGCAUGAAGGGAAACAACAUCGUAUGGACAAAGAACGAGCAAAAAAUGAUCGUUAUAUAUGA
Molecule: messenger RNA, 960 nt
Organism: Arachis ipaensis
Lineage: Eukaryota; Viridiplantae; Streptophyta; Magnoliopsida; Fabales; Fabaceae
Source: RefSeq, a predicted model, not a curated record